Molecule: messenger RNA, 906 nt
Organism: Sclerotinia sclerotiorum 1980 UF-70
Lineage: Eukaryota; Fungi; Ascomycota; Leotiomycetes; Helotiales; Sclerotiniaceae
Exons: 2
Coding region: 1-906 (301 amino acids)
Biological process (GO): tricarboxylic acid cycle; respiratory electron transport chain; aerobic respiration
Cellular component (GO): mitochondrial membrane
Molecular function (GO): electron transfer activity; 2 iron, 2 sulfur cluster binding
Source: RefSeq, a predicted model, not a curated record
AUGGCAUCUCUCCGCACAAGUGCACGAUGUGCACGCUCGAUAUUUGCCGCCUCGCGACCAGCUUUCAGAACACAGAUGCGUACUAUGGCAUCGGUCCAAAGUCAAACAGCCGUCGACAGUCCUACCAUUUCACCAUCUCGUCCUGUCGAACCUGCUUCUAAGACAUCUACUGUCAAGGAACCUGAAACCGAUUCUAACUCUUUGAUCAAGACAUUCCACAUCUACCGAUGGAAUCCAGAUGAGCCAGCUAGCAAGCCCCGCAUGCAAUCAUAUACUUUGGACCUCAACAAGACUGGACCCAUGAUGUUGGAUGCGCUCAUUAGAAUUAAGAACGAAGUCGACCCUACUCUUACAUUCCGAAGAUCUUGCAGAGAAGGUAUCUGCGGUAGCUGUGCAAUGAACAUCGACGGAGUAAACACACUGGCUUGUUUGUGCCGCAUUCCUAGAGACGCCAAGCACGAGACCAAGAUCUACCCACUACCCCACACCUAUGUCGUCAAGGACAUUGUUCCUGAUUUGACCCAAUUUUAUAAGCAAUACAAGUCGAUUAAGCCAUAUCUUCAACACACUGAUCCAGCACCAGGAGGAAAGGAAUAUUUGCAAUCUAAGGAGGAACGUAAGAAGCUUGAUGGUCUUUAUGAGUGCAUUCUUUGCGCAUGUUGUUCGACAUCUUGCCCCUCCUACUGGUGGAACAGUGAAGAGUACUUGGGACCAGCUAUCUUAUUGCAAAGUUACAGAUGGCUCGCAGAUUCUCGUGAUCAGAAGAAGGAAGAGCGUAAGGCAGCUUUGGACAACAGCAUGAGUUUGUACAGAUGUCACACAAUUCUCAACUGCUCGAGAACAUGUCCCAAGGGAUUGAAUCCAGGUUUGGCGAUUGCGGAGAUCAAGAAGGAAAUGGCUUUUUAA